CUAUUGUCUCAUCAGCACAAAGUUCUGCCACACUGCGGGGACAGUCUGGAGGCUUGCUGUGACUCAGACACAGCCAAUUCCUCCCCUAAUAGCACUGAAUCACGAUUCCAGCGGCCAGUGGUCGCCCCUCGUCAAGGUCUAAGGCUGCGGCAGCCCCGGCUCCCGGAGGCCGUUUCCGCGCGCACACGCGCAUCCACACGUACAGACGUGCUCGGGAUGCGGGUCCCGCCGGCGGGCACCUGGGCACUGCGCCCCAGCUGGACUGAAAUGGGGACACCCCUUCGGGGGUCCCAGGCUCCUGGCCAUAUUGUUCUCCUCCUCGUGAUAACUCCGCAGUGGAGGUGGAUUCUGUCCAAGACGCCCAACGUGGCUCCGCGCAGCAGUCAGCGCUGCAAUCCUGGCGGUUACCUCCGCGGCGGCGUCUCCCUUUGCGCCUCAUACUCGCGGCCCGCGGCCCUCCCCAACUUAGGGCGUUUACAAAAGAAACUACUCCAGACGCGCUGCAAAGGGAGGCGCUUGUGCCCGAAGGCUGGAGCUCCCGCGGGGCCAUUCUGCAUGUGUGAUGUUUGAGGGGGGGGCGGGGUCGGGGGGCGGGGGGAGUCAGGCAGAAAGACAGGGAGAACCUCUGCAAUGAAGGAUCCGCGAGUCCUAAAAUGUAAGCUCCGUGUGACUGACGAUCUGCACUGAUUUGGAGAGCAGGCGUGUUAAAGGUCACGGACAAUUGUUGCUGGCUUCAGCAUGAAUGCCUAAGUGGGAUGUAUUCUUCAACAGUCACAUUUAAGUCUGAUUCACCGAAAAGUAUUGACGUGCCCACCAUUCAUUUCAGUACACUGUGAAAAUGCACAAAGAAAGUAUCCCCAAAUUCAAUUAAUUACAAAGCUAUAAAUGGCUUGUAUACACAUACUACAUGUAGGUAGUAACAAAGAUUAAAAGUUGAAGACUUGACACUUUAAUAGCUUUUUGGUAGGAUUUUGGAAUGAAUAUAAGUCAGUGCUAUAGACCUACAUUCAUCUGCAUUCUUGGGUCUAUUUAAAAGUACAAUCUUGCACUAAUAAUUUCCAUGUGUUGAAAAUGGACAAGGUAGAUCAUUGAAUGGUGAUCAAGACUUCCAAACCCCUCCACAUAAAACUGUAAAAUGUUCAUGACUUGCUUCCUUUUUGUAGCCGGUUUAGGGCCCUGUCUUAAGUCACCCACGUGUGAUUUCACUCAGGGCAUUGUCUGUCUACAAUAAUAUUGUGCUUUUAAACGAUUUCCUUUCUUACACAUUUAUCUACAACGCAUGUGAAAUCUGAGAGCAUACUUUGAUGGAUGAGCAAGAGUUAAGUCCUGGUGUCUGGUGUGGCAGACCUAGAAAAUGGCAGCUGGAGAGCCAGCAUCAUUUUGUUACAACUGAAACGUGUUCACAUUGAUUGUACACAAGUCACUGGUGGUCAUUAGUCAAUGCACUAUUCCUAGCUCACUCCACACACACCAAAAAAAGGUGUAAAAAUCAAAUGUUUAAUACAAGUUUCCAUACUAUUCCUGUAACCAUAUUUAGCGUUGCCAACAUUUCAACUGUCUUAAUGGCUUCAAACUCUUAAAGUAACCGUUAGGCAGUAAGGGCACUGCCCUUGGAAUGGCCCAGGAGAGCUUCUCCUCUUUUGAAAUGUUUAAGUAAAUUAUACUAUUUGGAUGGAGCAAAGUCAGCAGUAUUAACGGUUGAACAUUAAUGGUUGAUUUUGGCUACUUGUUUUCUUUUAGUGAUAUGUGAUAUUUUACACAUGUAUGGAGCACAUGUAUUUGUUACAAGCGUAGAAUAUGUAAUGAUUAAGUUGGGGUGCUUAGGGUACUCAUCACCUGGGGUAUUUAUUGUUUCUAUGCGUUGGGAACAUUUCAAGUUCUGUCUUCUAUCUAUUUUGAAAUACACAAUCCAUUGUUAUUAAUUGUAGUCCCUCUAGUCUGCUACCAAAUAUUAGAACUACUCAUUCUAUCUAACUGUAUGUUUAUACCCAUUCACCAACUUCUUCAUUUCCCCCUCCCACCCUCUGUAAUUUUAUAACAGACAAUAAUUUUGGUUAAUGAAAUAAAUGGGGGAAAAAAGCAUUUUCCCUUGCUAUUGUCUAAUGAAUUAUUUGUUCAGCCUUUGGGAUUCCACUCCUUUCAACGUGUGAUGAAAUGGUGUUCAAUGGUUAUGGAGUGAUUGAGCACAUUUAUGUUAGAAAGGUUCUUGAGGACUUCCAUUAUAAAAAAUAGCUCAGAGUAAAAACCAAAAAGAACUCCGCC
This is a messenger RNA of Macaca mulatta (Rhesus monkey), 2262 nucleotides long. RefSeq names its product ZNF516 divergent transcript (gene ZNF516-DT). NCBI's taxonomy places the organism in Eukaryota, Metazoa, Chordata, Mammalia, Primates, Cercopithecidae. The record is from RefSeq and is a predicted model, not a curated record.